AUGAGUGAAAAAGAACGAUAUAAACCAUUAGAUAUAUUAAAUAUUACUAAUGGUACAUGUUAUCAAUAUUUAACAACUUGUUAUCAAAAUCAAAAUCCAACUAUGUGUCUUGAUUGGCGUGAAAUAUGUGAUGAAAUAAAUGAAUGUUAUCCUGAAAGAGAAUAUCGUUGUCAAAAUGGUCAAUGUGUAGAUAAAAGUCUAUUUGAAUAUAGUAGACAACCAGUAUGUACAGAUGGAUCAGAUUCAAUUAAAACAGCUCUUUCUUUUGCACGACCAUUACUUUAUUGCGCAGAACAUAUAUGUAAUGGACGAAAAUGGUCAUUUUCAUGUAAUAAUGGGUAUUAUGCCAGAUUAUAUCCAUCAAUAAUUGAAUCAACAUGUACAAAUGGACGUGAUUUAUUAUUUACACAACAUAUAUUAUUACAAAAUAAUAAUUAUCAUUUACCUGAUAUAAAACUUUUCAUCAUCUUCAUAAUAACAAUCAUUUAUACCAUCACUGACACAAUAUUUUGA
Messenger RNA from Didymodactylos carnosus, 513 nucleotides. The record is from the annotation of a GenBank genome assembly. Lineage: Eukaryota; Metazoa; Rotifera; Eurotatoria; Philodinida; Philodinidae.